AUUGUGAAUGACACCGAAAAUGAAGUUCUAUCAGCUGUUGAUUUUAUUAAUUCAAUCACAUUUCGUUUGUACCAGUUUUAAACGCCAUAUUUUUUCUUGUAUUUACACAAUAAAACAUUUUUUCGAAGUUAUUUUCUACCCAAAAUGCUAUAAUGCGAAUUGGUCACAAACAAAAACAAAAAAGAAUUAGGCGAAGGGGCUCUAAAUGUAAAAAUAAUAAAAGCAUUGAUGCUGCUCUUGCCACGGCUAACGAUACCAAUGCAACUGUUUUGACCAAACAGAAGCGUAAACGAAAUAAAGUAAAAGCGCGAAAAAAAUUCCAGCGAUUAUCAGCAAAAGGAAAACUAGCAACUCAAAAAAUAUUAGCACACAAGUUAAACAACGUGCAAUCAGAGCCAAAAGACAUUCGCGGGCCAAGUAGCACAGUAAUAGUUAGUGCAAUGACCGAAGCAAACGAGACGCCCUUAACUAGCGCUAAACGCAAAAGCGGUGGAUUCAACAAAUUCCGAGAUAAUACGAAGCGCCGUCUACAAUUACGAAAUAAGCGACUUAGUCGAAGCACAACAAACAGAGAUGUAACGAGCGCCGGCCAAAGAGUUACCAAAAAGCUUCUGCGGGCCAUAAAACGACGUCAGUUACAAAAUCAAAAUAAAUCCAAACAAUUACAGCGUAGUUUGAGAACUAAACUGAAUAUGGCAAAUAAAUGCGCCGCUCCAGCGUCCAACUUGCACAAUUUAAGUAUGGAAGAAGGUGAAAUAAUCUCGGAUGACGAUAUGCAUUUAACUGCGAACACUUCCAAGGAUAAUGAUGAUGACUGCAUAUGUGUUGAGCCACAAAUUGAACAAAUCAUCAUUGAUGACGAUCUGCCCAACACAUCUCGUUCGAAGGCAAAAAAUAACAAUUCUUCCGGUUAUGUUUCCAUAAUACAGCGUAUAAAUGGGCGCGGUACUCAAGCUACCAACAAAUUACUCACUUCAACGCCAUGCGGCGUCGCAGCAGCGCGAAAUUCUUCACAAAAGAAUGAAGAAGAUUUCACUGAUUUAACUAUCAUGUUCUACGAAGAUGUCUCUAGAAUUAAUACGCUAGACAGUAUAAGAUCGGAAGACACUUUCUCGAAUUAUACUGAGACGUCGAAAGUAGUCGGAAAUCGUAAGUCGAACUCAAGAAACCGUAGAAGAAAUAGAAAGAAAAAGCAGACAGUAACAUCGAAAGAUGUCAUAGUUCUGGAUGACACCCUUAAUGACUCCACGCUGAGACCUGCUACAAAUUCAGUAAAUAGCAAAAGGCAAGAUGUGGAGAUGGACGAUUCCGUAAUAUUCAUCAGCGAAACCACCCGGAAAUCAGAUAGAUCUGCGUCUGCAUUAGAUUUUGUGCCGCUCAGUAGUAAUGAUGUGCCAAAUCCAAUUAUCGUUCCGGUAAGUCCGCCCCGUAUGCCGAGAAGAGCGGCUGUAAACAGUGGCCUCUUUACAACUAGCGAGAAAAAGGCUUUGCAGGCAUACAAUAACAACACAUAUAAUCCAAAUGCUGGUAACACAAAAGCGUCAGAGCAACAAUCUAUGAAACGCUUAAUACUCAUCGAUGGCUGUAAUGUUGCAUUUAACCACGCCCUUAACCGAGAAUUUUCAGUAAAGGGUUUGAAAAUUUGUAUUGAUUACUUUGAAAAAAUGGGACAUGAAGUCAAGGCCGUUGUACCUCAAUUUCGUAUGCAUAAAUGUUCCAAUUCCGCCGCUAUGUUCGAAUUGCACAGUGCGGGCAAAAUUGUUAUUACACCAUGUAAAAAUUUACCGGGGAAAUUCACCAUUAGUUAUGACGAUCGUUUUGUCUUACAGCUCGCUGCUGAAAUGGAUGCAGCGAUUGUUUCCAAUGACAACUAUCGAGAUCUCAUAAACGAAAAUGCCGCUUUUAAAAAACUGAUUGAGAAUCGCGUUAUCGGAUUUACCUGGUGCAAUGACUUAUUUAUGGUUGCCAAAGAUCCGUACGGCAAGUGGGGGCCAUCAUUGCAAACCAUUUUGAAUAGAACGUAAAACAAAUACUUUUAAGUGUAGAAUUUGGUACUUUAGCCUUAGAAGGAUUAUUACUUACAUAUUUAUAUAUCGAUAUAAUUAAUUUUUCAAUUGCGGCUAAGUCCGCUUGUUGUAUAUUAAGCACUUUCUUUUGUAUAUUUACGUAUAUUAUCUUGAAGCUUGUAAUGAGAAAACUAAAAAAAAAAAAUGAAUACAAGCAUUAAUUGAAAUACUUCAUUUAUUAUUUAAUAUUUAUUAGUUAAGAUUCAUUUAAUCAAUAAAAAAUACAAUAAAAGAAA
Bactrocera oleae (olive fruit fly) is the source of this 2302-nucleotide messenger RNA. RefSeq names its product NEDD4-binding protein 1. Gene Ontology annotation, cellular component: nucleus; cytoplasmic ribonucleoprotein granule. Gene Ontology annotation, molecular function: mRNA binding; RNA endonuclease activity. Lineage: Eukaryota; Metazoa; Arthropoda; Insecta; Diptera; Tephritidae. The record is from RefSeq and is a predicted model, not a curated record.